CCUUGAACGAACCAAUUGCGCCGAUUUGACCCUCGACACCUCCAAGCCAAGUUGGGAACGAGGCCGCCAUGUCUGGGACAGUGCUCAGCUCCCUUUGCGGCAUCUGCCACAAUGAGCCGCCCAAGUACAAGUGUCCGCGAUGUGGUGCGCGCACUUGCUCGGUGCCAUGUAUCCAAAAGCACAAGGCACGAGCCGAUUGCGAUGGCGUCCGCAAUCCCAGAGCAUUCAUGCCCCUGAGCCAGCUAAAAACUCCCGCCGGAAUUGACCACGACUACAACUUUCUCACGUCGAUUGAGCGCGCCCGCCAACGAGUUGAGAAGGACGUCGUCGAAGCCCGCCGGUUGCUGAGCGAGAAGGACCUGCGACCAAGGAACGAGGAUAAGCUGUUUCAAAAGGUUUGGCACGGCGACGAGCUACGCCAUGUCCCGGUGCAAUCACACCCCUACAGAACGCAUAAACGACUACGAGAGGGCCCGGCGUUCAUUGAUGGUUUUGACAAGCACGUCCGACGGCGACUGCAGUACCUCGACAUCGAGGUCCUGACGAUGCCCAAGGGCAUGGCGCGGCAGAGGGAUAACAGGACGGCUUUCAACAGGCGGACAGGGACAAUCAAUUGGCAGAUAGAAUGGCUCGUCUACAGCGCUUCACAGCUUGGGCUUCCCGUCGAACAAUCCCAAUCGCCCCUCCGAAUCCUCUACAAAAGCCUAGACGGCACACCCCUCCAUGCUGCUCUCAAAUCGACGCUCGACCGGCACCGCGGCCAACUCGACCGCCAAUCCAGAGAACAGCGCGACCAGCUCGAAAUCGACAACGAAGCGGACGCUGACAACUCUCCUGUUUCACAGAAAAAGCGCAAGACGCACCACAACCACUACAACAUCAAGAGGAAACACCCUGACCCCAUCCCGCCGGCAACACAAGACCCCUCGACCUCUACCUGGCCCGCAGCCGCUUACUCAACCCAAUACCCGCUCACCUCCGCCUGGUCCCAAACAACCACCGCUCCCCACAUCGAAACAACGCUCGAAGAACAACUCACUUCAUGGCAAUUCUUCCUCCACUAUAUAGCCCGCCCCACCACCACCACCGACUCCAAGAAGCCAAAGAACGCCAAACUCCUCAUCCCGGUUUCCUCAACAGAAACGCUCGCCAGUGCCUUGGCAGGCAGGACGGUAAUCGAGUUCCCCUCGAUCUAUGCGUUCCCCUCUGGGGCGCAACUGCCCGAUGGGUUUGAGGUCGGUGAUGUCCCGCGGCGGUCGCCCAGGACGAGGGUAGUGGAGGCUGCGAUGGGAGGUGAUGACGCAUUUAAUAAUGAUAACGGCGUUACUAGAAAGCGCGAGUAUAGCAGCUGGGACGGACCGGGGCGCGGCCACGGUCGCGGUCGGGGUCGAGGAGCCGCUUAUGGGAGAGGUGGGAAGAGAGUCAGGUUUGAAGCGGGGAGGGCGCCUGCGAAGGAGGAGGUUGAGGAUGGCGAGGAGUCUGAGGUCGCAGAGGGCGAGGUGGAGGACGGCGAGGUGAAUAAUGACGGGAAUGAAAUUAUGGCCAAGGCUGAAUUUGGAGGGGUGGUGAUGGAGGGUGAUGUGGAGACUGGGAGUGUGGCGGAAGAUGGUAGCAGUGUUACUCUGACGGAGGAGGAGGAGGAGGAGGAGGAGGAGGAAGGUGAGAUUGUAGAGACGAAGGGAGCGAGACCAACGGGUGGGUUAGUUGACUACGGAUCGUCGGACGAUUCUGACUGAAGGUGGUGCUACCUGUGUUUUGGAGCGAGCUUGGUGUUGACAUCUAAAGCUUCUGAAUUUGGGAUAGGCUAGUAUCCGAAAGGCGAUAAAACAUGAUGCUGCGAUGGAAAUGAUCAUCUCUGAGGACGGAAAGAGAUGCUCAUUGCAACCCGAGCACUCAUUUACCCGUUGUAACCACCUUGUGGGUAGGGGACAAAGUCUGGCAUCAGGAUGUCUUCUUCACUAGUACAGUAUCGUUCGGGCCGAAUCG
Molecule: messenger RNA, 1986 nt
Organism: Parathielavia appendiculata
Lineage: Eukaryota; Fungi; Ascomycota; Sordariomycetes; Sordariales; Chaetomiaceae
Exons: 1
Biological process (GO): snoRNA localization; maturation of LSU-rRNA from tricistronic rRNA transcript (SSU-rRNA, 5.8S rRNA, LSU-rRNA); box C/D snoRNP assembly
Cellular component (GO): nucleus; pre-snoRNP complex
Source: RefSeq, a predicted model, not a curated record